AAGAUACGUGAUAUAACUGAAGAGGAUAAGGGUAUAUACCAUUGCACUGUCAACACCUCCCCCAUCAAACAUAAGGUUGUCACUUUGCAUGUUAAAGUACCGGCUCGGAUCAACCAUGAGACCUCCAGUAACGAUACGACCAUACGCGAGGGUGACACGACUUCCCUCUUCUGCAAUGCCACUGGAACGCCCGAGCCACAGAUUAAGUGGAAGUUCAUCCCUUCUGACCCAGCUAAGAGAGGACAAACCAUCAACAGCACCGGCAGCAUGUUGAUCAUCAGCAACGCCACUAGAGACCUAGAUGGUAAGUACGAAUGCACGGCUGAGAACCUGCCCAACUCGCAGGCUGUCAAGAGGAUCAAGCUGACAGUUCAAUUUCCUCCGGAGAUAUUUUUAAGUACGAAAAAGCUGGGUCAGACGAUUGGCAGGGAGACCAUACUGGAGUGCAAGGUCAGGGCUAAUCCGCACCUCAUGAAUGUCUGGAUGAAGGUAGGUAACGGGACCACAAUAACGCCCACGGAUCGACUAAAAGUGGACAUAUUCCAACAAUCCGGACCGGAAAUCCUUCUGAGUCUUAGGAUUCGAGAUUUGAAGCAGACGGAUUAUGGUCCGUAUGAUUGCAUCGCCGAGAAUAAUCUCGGGAUCGCCAAUGACACCAUGAUACUAUAUGGUUAG
Molecule: messenger RNA, 675 nt
Organism: Helobdella robusta
Lineage: Eukaryota; Metazoa; Annelida; Clitellata; Rhynchobdellida; Glossiphoniidae
Exons: 5
Cellular component (GO): neuron projection
Source: RefSeq, a predicted model, not a curated record